UCUGGCUGAGCCGCCAGUGGAUGUCGUUGUUCUGUUCCUUGAGCGCGAUGUCACUCCUUUAGCAUGACCUCAAACGCGGCGGGGGCUGGGACCGCCAGUCAUUCUCCGUGCGAGAGCCGGGGCGGGAGGCAGGCGGGACCCAGCCCCGCCGCCAGCCGCACUUUUGUGGUGCCGCCGCCGCCGCGGUCUCCCCUUUCUCCGCGGGGCUGGCCGCGAGGCGGGCGAUGCUCCGCGCUCCCUGAGCCGCCGCACCGCCUCCCUCAGCCGAGUCGCCCCGCGGAGCUGCGCGCUCGAGCGGCGGCUCCGCUCCCUCGGUUGCCCGCGCCGCGCGGAGGUUGCGCAGGAUGGCGCGGAGGGGCGCGGAGGCGCCGCUGGCCCUGCUGCUGGCGGCGGCGUGGCUGGCGCAGCCCCUGCGCGGCGGCUACCACGGCGUGAGCAUGUUCGCCGUGCAGACGGCUCAGCCCGACCCCUGCUACGACGAGCACGGGCUGCCCCGCCGCUGCAUCCCCGACUUCGUCAACUCGGCCUUCGGGAAGGAGGUGAAGGUGUCGAGCACCUGCGGGAAGCCGCCGUCGCGGUACUGCGUGGUGACGGAGAAGGGCGAGGAGCAGAUCCGCUCCUGCCACCUCUGCAACGCCUCCGACCCCAAGCGCGCCCACCCGCCCUCCUUCCUCACCGACCUCAACAACCCGCACAACCUGACCUGCUGGCAGUCCGACAGCUAUGUCCAGUACCCCCACAACGUCACCCUCACCCUCUCCCUGGGCAAGAAAUUCGAGGUGACCUACGUCAGCCUGCAGUUCUGCUCGCCGCGCCCCGAGUCCAUGGCCAUCCACAAGUCCAUGGACUACGGCAAGACCUGGGUGCCCUUCCAGUUCUACUCCACGCAGUGCCGCAAGAUGUACAACAAGCCCAGCCGCGCCGCCAUCACCAAGCAGAACGAGCAGGAGGCGGUCUGCACCGACUCGCACACCGACGUGCGGCCCCUCUCCGGCGGCCUCAUCGCCUUCAGCACCCUGGACGGCCGCCCCACCGCCCACGACUUCGACAACUCGCCCGUUCUGCAGGACUGGGUGACGGCCACCGACAUCAGGGUGACCUUCAGCCGCCUCCACACCUUCGGCGACGAGAGCGAGGAUGACUCCGAGCUGGCCCGCGAUUCCUACUUCUACGCCGUCUCCGACCUGCAGGUCGGCGGGCGAUGCAAGUGCAACGGCCACGCGUCGCGCUGCGUCCGUGACCGCGACGACAGUUUGGUGUGCGACUGCAAGCACAACACGGCCGGCCCCGAGUGCGACCGCUGCAAGCCCUUCCACUACGACCGGCCCUGGCAGAGAGCGACGGCCCGGGAGGCCAACGAGUGCGUGGCCUGCAACUGCAACCUGCACGCCCGGCGGUGCCGCUUCAACAUGGAGCUCUACAAGCUGUCGGGACGCAAGAGCGGCGGCGUCUGCCUGAACUGCCGGCACAACACUGCCGGGCGGCACUGCCACUACUGCAAGGAGGGCUUCUACCGGGACCUCAGCAAGCCCAUCUCCCACCGCAAGGCCUGCAAAGAGUGUGAUUGCCAUCCCGUGGGCGCCGCCGGCCAAACCUGUAACCAAACCACAGGCCAAUGUCCCUGUAAAGAUGGUGUCACCGGCAUCACGUGCAAUCGAUGCGCCAAAGGCUACCAGCAAAGCCGGUCUCCCAUUGCCCCCUGCAUAAAGAUCCCCGCCGCUCCCCCCACCACCGCUGCCAGCAGCACAGAGGAGCCUGCAGAUUGUGACUCAUACUGCAAAGCCUCCAAGGGGAAACUGAAGAUCAACAUGAAGAAGUACUGUAAGAAAGACUAUGCUGUCCAGAUCCACAUCCUGAAAGCGGAAAAAAAUGCCGACUGGUGGAAGUUCACGGUCAACAUCAUCUCCGUCUACAAACAAGGGAGCAACCGGAUACGGCGCGGAGACCAGACCCUGUGGAUCCACUCCAAGGACAUAGCGUGCAAGUGCCCCAAAAUCAAGCCCAUGAAGAAGUAUUUGCUGCUGGGCAACAACGAGGACUCUCCUGACCAGAGCGGCAUCAUUGCAGACAAAACCAGCCUGGUGAUACAGUGGCGGGAUACGUGGGCUCGGCGGCUCAGGAAGUUCCAGCAGCGGGAGAAGAAGGGGAAGUGUAAGAAAGCCUAAAGGAGGAGAAGGCAAUGGAGCACGCGAGAGGGAGAGACUGACUGUGCAUGCUGCUUUGUGUAGAGCUGGGGCGGGCAGGGACCAGCGAUGGGGACAGCGGG
Molecule: messenger RNA, 2266 nt
Organism: Falco peregrinus (peregrine falcon)
Lineage: Eukaryota; Metazoa; Chordata; Aves; Falconiformes; Falconidae
Gene: NTN1
Product: netrin 1
Exons: 6
Coding region: 345-2165 (606 amino acids)
Molecular function (GO): protein binding
Source: RefSeq, a predicted model, not a curated record